GCACCUCAGUUGUGCAACCAGAUGACAUGGCAGCUCUCUUUGUUUUCAAUUACAUCUCCUUGGUGCAAGACCCGGAGGCAUAAUUCAGCAGUAGACAAGAUACAAAAGGGCACCCAGUCAGCAAACAAAUCAGUCAGCACAACAAAACAUUCCAGCCUCCAAGAAAUUACGUCGCGACGUGACUGAAGACAUUAAAAGAAGAGACAAAGCCGAACAUUCCAGAGGCUGACUAGAUUGACUUUGAGCCCUGAGCAGUUGAGGUGAUAACAAGGAAUGGAGUUGAAUGAAGAGCUGGAGUCUCUAACAGCCAUUUUUGGUCGUGAUGUUUCCUAUUCCGUUGGGAGAGAUGGGCAAAUGCUUGUGAACAUUUUCAUGAAGAAGAAAAUCAUGGCUACUCUUAAACUACCAGGUAACUAUCCCAACUCCCCUCCUGAGGUCCAGCUGUCUCUGCAGUACAGCUUCCCCGAGCUCGAACAAUGCAUUAACGAUGUUUCUAAGGACUCCAUUGGUGCUCCUAUGCUGUUCCAGAUGAUCGAAGCCACUCGAGAAUGGCUACAGAACCACCCAAAUGACAGGGGCCGAGGAUCACGUGAUGUCUCCCCAAUACGGAGCAGUGACGCCACUGUAUGCAAGUUCUUCAAGCAAGGGAAAUGCAAAUUUGGUGAUAAAUGCAAACUACUCCACCCCACAAAAGGACACUCCCCCGCUAUGGCUGAGGGUGCUAUGGCAACCAUUGGAUCAAAGCAGAAACAAACUGGCAGUAAAGUAGACGAGAAAAACGGCAAAACAAAGCCAACAACUAUAACUACUCAAGAAGGGGAAGAAAGCGAAAAGAAAUCUUCAAUGCGAUCGGCUACUGAUGUAAUCUCACGAAUAUUAUGGGAUGGCGACCUACCGACAGAACAGUUUUGUAUUGGGUACCUUGACAGAUUUGUGGGGAUUAUUGAGAAGCCAUUUGCUGCAUUCAGUUGGGAAGACAUUGCUUCAGUUGGACCAAGUGUCCUCUCCAUUCCCAAGCACCGGAUCCAAUACUUCAAAUAUCGAGAUCAAAUUGUCUGGGACAAGCGCUCACAGAUGGACAACUUUUUUGGAUCACGGGGUGGCUCAACCAUUGAUGAAAUUGUCCAGGCUAUGGUACCCACUACUGAAGCAGGUGAUCAAAAGCAGCCAGCACAAAAUCUCGAGUUAAGUCCAAACAAGAAGCACUAUGAUGACAAAGACAGACCAACUCAUUUCCUGUGCAUACAAAUAUGCGAUCAAGAAGUUGUGGCUAAUAUACGCAUUGUUCAAGACCACAUUCUAACCGUGUCACCACAACUGUCUGAGGGACUUGUGUCUCCUACUGCUUUCCACAUCACUCUGUGUAUGGUCCGACUGGAGAACGAUGAUCAGAUCAGCAAAGCCAAAGCUGCUCUAGAGAAGAUGAAGCCACAUUUUCUACUCAUGCUGCCUCAAAAUGUCCACUUACUGCUAAACGGCGUCGACAACUUCAAAGACAGAUUGGUAUACGUCAAGGUUGCCCCGAAUGCUGCUCUCUCUAAGCUUGUCUAUCUUCUAAUUGAGCGGCUUCAAGCUGCUGGUGUUAAAACCCCUGGCAACCACUCCGAAUACACACCUCACGUGACAAUUGUCAAGAUGUCAAGACCCAUGCAAAAAGAGCUCAGCGUAAGAAUUGCUGGCCAGGCCUUGUACUCCAAGUUCCAGAACAAUAUCAUGGGAAGACAACAACUUCAGACAAUCGAUCUAUGCUCCUUGACUGGUCCAAAGCAAGAAGAUGGUUUCUUUCCACGACUACACACCAUAUCAAAUUCACUGGUACAUCUGACCCCUGACCUUCGACCCUCACUCUUGUGUGCAGUUGAAGCGCUAUCCACACACGGAAAACUUUCAGAAAGAGAAAAGGCUACAAUUGUGAAUGUUGUUUCUUCCUCUUCCAUGGAUUUACCUGAUGAAAGGAAAUUCGAACGAGCCCUCAAACUUCUCACGAAUACUCGUCUCACUAGCUCACAAGAAACAGCUGUUGUUAUACUUCGUGGCGUUCCCGGAUCAGGCAAGUCGUUCCUAGCCACCAACUCCUCUGAAUACCUCAGCAACCCUUCUGAGUUUGCUGUUUGCAGUGCUGAUGAAUACUUCAUCAAAGAUGGUACAUACACAUUUGUUCCUGAGUUAGUUCCCGAAGCCCACGCAUAUUGCCUUCAGAAAUUCCUGAAAUGCGUUUCCAACAUCGAAUUCAAGUUUGUGAUUGUGGACAACACUAAUUCCCAAGUGUGGGAGUAUCAGAUAUACACCUACUUGUGUGAGAUCCUGCAUCUAGACAUGCACAUUGUUGAGAUUCCGUGUCCAACCGAUUUCAUUGCUGGCAAGUUCCAAAGUCGAAACGCUCACAACAUUGACAGCACUGCAGUCAAAAACACGGUACAAAGAUGGGAGAAUGAUGACAAUGCUCUUCGUGUGUCCCCCCGGCUUUCCUACCCAACUGGCUCGACCAGCAGGCCUGAUUUCUCAUUGGAGUGGAUUGUUCAACUAGGAAAAUACCAAUCUCAAUUAUUGGAUUCAUUCUCCGCUCAUUUUGCCAUAUACACGGGCAUCUUUUUGACCACUGAGUCACAAUGGCUACUAGUAUCUACCUACCCACCAGCCUUUGCAAAUGUGCAUGCCGAUCAUGUGACCCUCUGUUACAAGCCUUCUACUGAGUCUAUCACAGCCACAAAAAUUGGUCAGAAAGUAAAGAUACGUGUUACAGGUCACGAGUCAAGCAGUGGUGUGCAAGCUGUCCGUGUGCAAGUCCCUAGUGAGGUACAAUGCAAUGCCGACAUCCCACACAUCACCAUCUCUACGGACAACGGUGUGGCUCCCAAGAUGGCAACAGCUAUGCUCAGCAAGACUCAAGUGUCCACAAAGCAACAAAACUCUAUUGUUCUGGAAGGAACUGUUGGGAUUGUUGUGCGUGAACUCUUUGAAACAGACAAACUCUCUGACACUGAAGCUAACAAAGGUUCAGUGAUAAGUGAAUCCGACCUUGCCAAGCUACAAAUAACCUCGAAGAAAAUGUUCCAACAGAAAGUGGCAAAGAAGUUGUACCCCACACUUGCAGUAGCUGAGGAGACGGAGGUGUCCAUUCACAAUGGCACUAGUGACAUCACAGAUCUCUUCCUGUUUGAUUUUGAUGGCACCCUAUUCCACACACCCUACCCAGAGGAGGGAAAAGCACUCUACAAGCAGCAGACGGGAGAGAACUGGCCGCACAAAGGAUGGUGGGGAUGCCCACAGUCACUGUUGCCUCCAUUGGUCAUCUAUCCAGGACCUGCUAUCGGCGAUUUUCGCUCACAUUUAGGACUACCUGGUUCCAAGACGUUCAUUUUGACAUCACGAAUCGAUAAAGCACGAGGACCAUUGAAGAAAAUUAUUGAGCAUGCUUCCAUUUUCCCUGAACGAGUUUUGAUGAAGCCUAGUGAUUUAAGAGUGUCUGGUGACGUCUUCAAAGGAAUUGCCAUUAAGGAGCUUCUCUCUCAGUUACCCAAUCUGACCAGAAUCAAGUUUUGGGACGACAAAGAAGAGAAUUUGAAAGAAGUUAAACGUGUUGCUAAGCUGACCAAGCCAGGCAUUCAAGUGGAGCUGCUGCUCAUGGAAAAACCUCUCUCUCUUGAUCCAGACUACCUCGAGGAAUUGGUGCUGAAAUCAAAACCCCCUAACUCUCGUUUGGAGACCAACCUCACAACGUACUGCCACUUGCCAAGUGCUACCUACACCCAAGCUGCUCAAGUUGGAGUCCAUUUCCUCGCUCAACAGUUUUCUCAGAUCAUUGAAUUUCAAGACGACCCCAAUCUCUUGGCGUACCCAUUUGGUUCAUUUCCUCUAGGACGUUCCAGUGAUGUUGACCUUUGUCUCCUUGCCCCACCCACUAACACGCCUAUGGAGUUCGCUGACAAACUAGCAGCACAGCUAGAGUUAUGUGGUAUCAAGUUCAUCCAUGUUGGCCGAAGCUCCCGCUGUCCAAGACUGAAAGUUAGAAUUAGUUUCAAUGAAAUUGGACCCAUCGAUUACGACAUUGUGUUUGCGAUUGUGAAAGAAGAAGCUAUUCUUCACAGUCUGGAAAAUCUUACUGUACUUGAGCUACAGAGCAUGCUCAAACCUGGAGAUGCUGCAAGCAAGACUGCAUUCACUGGACCUGUGUUUCUCCAUCAUGUGAAGGAGGCUCUCCAAGGUGUUAUCUCAAGUUCAAUCUUUGCAGCUGUGGUGGAAAUGACAGUACAAAUCCUACGAGCCAGCCACCUCAAAGGAAAUGCAUACCAUUGCAUUCGUACCUUCCACAUCAUUCAACUGCUUGCUGAUUUUAUCAAGUCUCGUACCAAAGUCUCACCAUCUUCAGAAUGGAACGCAGACACACUAUUCAAGGUGUUUGUCAACAGCUGCUCCCAGCUACCAGUUCCAAAAUGGAAGAAGCUAUUUGGCGAUUUUGUACCCAGUCAAUACAUUGACAAAAUUAUCAGUCUCUUCGUUAAAGUUUGUGGACAUGUCGAGUCAAGUGAUUUCCCCUCCUCAGAGACCUACUACACGCUAAGAACACGAGUCCCCAUCCCCCAGCCAUCUUACACUGCAGUGAGCAUCCAGGUCAGUAGCAGCAAUGAAGUAUUGCUGUGGAAAGCAGCCUCUGUGAUCGAAGCUAAGUUGCCUACUUACAUACGAAAGCUACUGGAUUCUGGCAUUGAUGUCAUUCCUUGCCCCACCACAAAUGAUGAGAGGACAUGCACAUUCUGUUUUGCUGUCCCUGAGGGCAACAACAACAAAGAAGCAAUUCAGCAAGUCUUGAGGCCUUUCUGGGGAGAAAUAUCGGAGUAUCGACAAAACAACGGUAUGAGUAUCAAUCUUCUAUUUGAAUCGUUGGAAGAGUACAAGCUAGACGAAGAGAUGGUAGCUACUGCAGCCUCUCACAAGUACACUGACUUGGUGAUGAAGUUUUGCUCAGGUAAGGAGAGGGAACUUCACCUGUCCCCUAAUCUAAGUGCUUACGAGAGGCGACUGGUGCAUGAAGCUGCUGAGAGGAUGGGAGUGUCACACAAGACAGCCGACAAAGAUGGCAAGGCUCACAUUGUGUUACAGAAAACUGGAACUAAUUGAACAAAAUUAAUUGUUUAAUUGCAUGCAUGUCGUUGUUUGCGUAGAAUGUGCUAGCUUGCUGUUUUAUUAUUUUUAUACUGAAAGUGUGCUAUAGUUUAUAUUAUAAUAGUUGCAGUAAACAUUUGUCAUAAUUAUGAAAAAACAUUAAUUUGCUGUUCA
This is a messenger RNA of Halichondria panicea, 5277 nucleotides long. RefSeq lists its product as uncharacterized. The record is from RefSeq and is a predicted model, not a curated record. Gene Ontology annotation, molecular function: protein binding; metal ion binding; nucleic acid binding. The coding region runs from base 274 to 5118 and encodes 1614 amino acids. NCBI's taxonomy places the organism in Eukaryota, Metazoa, Porifera, Demospongiae, Suberitida, Halichondriidae. The transcript has 4 exons.